AUGAGUCCUCUUAGGCUGCGAGCGUCUCUCUCGUUGCUGCUGCUGCUGGGUGGCUGCCUUCUCGAGGGCGCCGGGAGAAACCAGGGGGCGGCUGGCAGCGCGGUCGAGUCGGCCCCGGGCCCCGCGGGCGGCUCCUCCGGUCGCUUCGUCAGCCCCGAGCGGCACGCGUGCAGCUGGCAGCUCCUGCCGCCCGCCCCAGGGCCCGCGGCGGGCAGCGAGCUGGCGCUGCGCUGCCAGGGCCCAGACGGGGCGCGCCACCAGUGUGCCUACCGCGGGGAGCCGGGGCGCUGCCCGGUCUACGCCGCCAGCCGCUCGCACUACUGGAAGCAGGUGCUGGGUGGGCUGCGCAGGAAGCGGCGGCCCUGCCACGACCCCGCGCCGCUCAAGGCCCGCCUGUGCGCGGGCAAGAAGGGCCAGGGCGCGGAGCUGCGCCUGGUGCCCCAUGCAUCCCCGUUCGUCAGCCCUAUUGGGGCGGACUUUCCCCGGGAUCCCAAGCUCCGGGCCAGGAGCCGGGGGCAGCCCCGAGAGGCCGCGCGCGGCCCCACCGCAGGGGCCCCGCCUCCCCCGAACGCGCCGCCCAAAGGGAAGCCCUCUGAGAAGAAGACCAAAGGAGGCAAGAGAAAGGCUGCCUGGAACCCAGACGAGGAGCGAUCUCUGGGGACCCGGCCCGAUCCCGACGAGCUGGAAGAGAACGCGAAGCUCACGGAGACCUACUGUGCUGAGCAGUGGCAUUCCCUCUGCAACUUCUUUGUCAAUUUCUGGAAUGGCUGA
This is a messenger RNA of Mesoplodon densirostris (Blainville's beaked whale), 771 nucleotides long. RefSeq names its product fibroblast growth factor binding protein 3 (gene FGFBP3). The coding region runs from base 1 to 771 and encodes 256 amino acids. Gene Ontology annotation, molecular function: growth factor binding. The transcript has a single exon. The record is from RefSeq and is a predicted model, not a curated record. NCBI's taxonomy places the organism in Eukaryota, Metazoa, Chordata, Mammalia, Artiodactyla, Ziphiidae. Gene Ontology annotation, biological process: cell-cell signaling.